Molecule: messenger RNA, 849 nt
Organism: Candoia aspera
Lineage: Eukaryota; Metazoa; Chordata; Lepidosauria; Squamata; Candoiidae
Product: olfactory receptor 13H1-like
Exons: 3
Coding region: 1-849 (282 amino acids)
Biological process (GO): detection of chemical stimulus involved in sensory perception of smell; G protein-coupled receptor signaling pathway
Cellular component (GO): plasma membrane
Molecular function (GO): olfactory receptor activity
Source: RefSeq, a predicted model, not a curated record
AUGGCAAAGAGAUUCUUCUCCAACCCUGGAAAUGUGAUGUCCUUCACCAUGACUGAAGACAGCAGUUCUCUUGGCAAUGGGCUCAUCAUCAUGUUGAGCAUUGCCGACCCACAGCUUCACACCCCCAUGUAUUUCUUCAUUUCUGUCCUUUCCACAAUAGACUUUAUUCUUUCCAACAAUGUACUUCCUGAGAUCUUGGUCAACUGCUUCAUCUACAGGCCCACAAUUUCUUUCUCCAGAUGUUUGUCCCAAAUGUACCUUGGUUUAUUUCUGGUUGUAACAGAGUGCCUUGUCUUGGCUAUCAUGGCAUAUGAUCGCUUGGCAGCUAUAUGCCAGCCCUUACACUACACGCAGAUCAUGAGUUGGAGAUUAUGCAUUUAUCUGGUUGCCACAUCAGUGGCUCUUGCCUUCAUGACCACCCUGAUCAAUGUGCUCUUGCUGCCCACUGACUUCUGUGGCCAUCACGUCAUCAACCAUUUUGCAUGUGAGCUGCAAUCUGUACUCAAAUUAGCUUGCUCCAACACAGACAUCAGUGAGCUCUUUAUGCAUGUUUCCAGCCUCUUUCUGCUAAUCCCUCCCUUUGGCUUCAUAGUUGUGACAUAUGGUCGCAUCGGCCUGGCUAUUCUGCGUAUAAGCUCUGCUCAGGGACGCAGAAAAGCCUUCUCCACCUGCAGUUCUCACCUUGCUGUGGUCAGUGUCUUUUAUGGGACACUCAUGAUCAUGUACUUGAGACCGGAAGGCAAAUCCGUUUCUGAAAAGGACAAGGUCAUCUCCUUAACGUAUGGGGCUCUGACUCCCAUGCUCAGUCCUGUACUCACAGAUCCAGAGAGGAAGGAAAGGGGUCCUUGA